Ceratitis capitata (Mediterranean fruit fly) is the source of this 1092-nucleotide messenger RNA. RefSeq names its product ATP synthase mitochondrial F1 complex assembly factor 1. The transcript is spliced from 3 exons. Gene Ontology annotation, cellular component: mitochondrion. The coding region runs from base 147 to 977 and encodes 276 amino acids. The record is from RefSeq and is a predicted model, not a curated record. NCBI's taxonomy places the organism in Eukaryota, Metazoa, Arthropoda, Insecta, Diptera, Tephritidae. Gene Ontology annotation, biological process: mitochondrial proton-transporting ATP synthase complex assembly.
UCUGUCAAUCGUUGUAGGAAUAAACAGCUGUAUAGGGUUGUGUAAUUUGACAUUUGGUGCAUAAUUUUUUAUUUCAAUAUACAUGCUCUUAAAAAAAACUUGUUCAAAUAAGAAUAUUUGAGAUAUUUCCGCGUGUUGUACAUGUUAUGGCUUGCAUCCGUAGCUGUCUACGCCUUCUAUCAAUCAACAGCAUAGCCACCAGAACCAUCAGUAUGUCAGCAAUGAGACGAGCCGAGGAGGCAUUGGAAAAAAUGAAGGAGAAAAAUCCAUACUUCGAAAAAUAUGCGGAAAAAAUAGCAAAACUUCAGCAAACCUCUCCCGAAGAGUUUUUAGAUCGGGUGGACAAGGUUGUUCAUCCCAUUAAGGAAGGAAAGAGUCAAACAAGAACAUACUCCGAGCUAUUAAACCCCAAGCAACCACUUAAUGCUAAGGAAGGCAAUGAAAUACCCUACAAAAAACUAGAAGAUAUUAUGAAAAUCGAGCUUAUAAUGGAUAAAACAGCUGAAGAAAUUUCCAAAAUUUGGUAUGAAUACCAUACAAAGAAAGACGUACUAGCAGCGACAUUAACUGUAAACCAGUUCGAUACCCUUAUGGAACGCGCUAAACAAUAUCCAAUCUUCCUUUUGCCUGUGCCACGAAGUGAAGGUUUCGAGUUUAUUAUGUUGCAAUUCGCUGCGAAUGCUGUCCAUUUCACACCAUUAAUCGCUUACCAGGUGCAUGCUGAAAAUGCGCCAGAGUGCUUAACGCUGGUGCAUUACACGGAAGUUAAAGACAAAGGUCUUGUACUGAUGCGUGGCGAAUAUGAUAGCAAGGUUUUGUCUGGAAAAGAAGCACAAUGCCUCGCAAAUCAAUUGCAAAUGUUUUAUUGUAAGAACGAUGAAAGCAAAUUGAAACUUUUGGAAAAGUUUAAUAAGAAACCGGAUGAUUUCAAACAUAUGGAUUUAAUUAAAGAAGUCGAAAAUAUACAAAUAGCUUAAAAUUACAAUACUGUUAAAAUAUUGACCAUCAAUCCAUUCAAAGUUUGUUUUUGUUGAACAUUAACCAUAAUAUUUUAGGUUAUGGAAAUAAAAUAUAUCGCUUUUACAAAACGAA